AGUGCUUGACAAAACGUUGUUGCGGGAGGAAUUUUUUCACCUCAAUUUAAUUUUUAUUCAAGUCUUAAUAUUUUUUAAUAAAGAUCUAUAAAGCGGCAAAAUGGACGACGAUUUACCGACCGAUUUUGAGGUCAUCGUUGUUGGGACGGGGAUGGUGGAGUCUAUUGUGGCUGCAGCAUGCAGCAGGAUAGGCAAGAAUGUCCUUCAUCUGGACUCCAGCGACCACUACGGUGGGCUAUGGGCUUCUUACAAUUUCGACGGUCUCCAGAAAUUCAUUAAAGAAGUUGAUGCUGAUCCUAAGAGGCAGUGGCCGGUUUAUAAUUUAUCUGAGAAGUGGUACAUAGAAAAAGAAUCCUCAGCGCCUGAGCAAAAGGAUGAAGGAGAUGAGAACAAGACUGAUGACAGCAAAGCAGAAACCCCCAAAAAAGUGUGGACCCAGGCCAACUUCACUGCUGAAUAUAGGAAAUUUAACAUAGACAUGACUCCCAAGCUGCUCUUCUCCCGCGGUCCUCUCGUCGAGCUGCUCAUAUCUUCAAACAUCGCUCGCUACGCCGAGUUCCGUUGCGUGACGCGCGUUCUGACGUGGCUGAACGAUCGCCUGGUGCCGGUGCCGUGUUCCCGCGCUGACGUCUUCGCGACUGAGGCCGUCAGCAUCGUCGAGAAGCGAAUGCUGAUGAAGAUGCUCACUUCUAUCGUUGGCUACAAUGAGGAGGAGAUGAACAAUGAAUUCAAGGACUGGAAUGACAAGACAUUCAAGGAGUACCUAACGCACAAGGGUUUGACUCCCAACCUGAUCCACUAUGUACUGUAUGCCAUCGCGGGAGGUACGGAUAAGAUGCCCUGCUUGGAGGGAGUGAGGGAGUGCAAGAAGUUCCUUAUGAGUCUCGGCCGAUACGGGAACACGCCCUUCUUGUGGCCUAUGUAUGGCAGUGGGGAGUUGCCGCAGUGCUUCUGCAGGCUGUGUGCCGUAUUCGGUGGCGUCUACUGCCUUAACCGGCCAAUCGACAAAGUUGAGAUUAAAACCCUCGACGAAGGCAAACGAGUCGUGGCAAUCCAGAGCAAGUCCAAGACUUUGAACUGCAACAAUCUGGUGGUGGGCAUCGACGAGUGUCCUAAGGAGAUGCUGCCUUCAGAGCCGGCUGAGACCAGCGAUAUAUCCAAAGCUGUGUUCAUCACGAACAACACCAUAAUGCCGAGCGAGAAGGAACCGCUGACACUGCUGCGUUUCCCGCCUCUGAGCGAUGAGGGACACGCCGUGACGGUCCUGGAGGUCGGCCCGGCCACUGGAUCCUGCCCUAAGGGAUUGUACGUGGUGUACUUCAUCACGAAGAUGGUCAAAGACGCCGAGAGCGACCUGCAACAAUACGCCGCCAAGAUAUUUGACAUGAGCGGCGGCGACCAGACCGCCGAGUCUGACAAGCCUAAGUGUCUGUACUCGCUGUACUACAACGUGAAGGACACGAGCGUGCCGGUGGCGAGCGCGGCGCCCGAGGUGCACGUGUGCGCCGGACCCGACGUGGGGCUCGACUUCGACCGCGCCGUCGAGCAGGCGGAGCAGGUGUUCAAGAAGAUCUGCCCGGGCGAGGAGUUCCUGCCGCGCGCGCCCGACCCAGAGGAGAUCGUGUUCGAGGAUGACGUCACGCACGGGCCAGAGUUCGCGCGCCACGAGGACGACGCCGAGGGCGACGCGCAGUAGGCAGCACACGGCGCGUUUGAGCGUGCGGACGGGGUUAUGCAAGCGUACACAACACUAUUGACCGUUUGAAACACUACGAGCGUGCAUGAAGGUUUGACCAUCUCUCGACUACUGUCAUUCUUUUGGCGCCAAUUUAUACGUCAUUUUGGACGCCAUUUUUAAUCAGAUUGACACAGAUUUGAAAACGAUUACUUAUGGAUUGAAUUUGGGCUAUUGAUUACUUUUGGGAAGUUAGUAACUUGCAUAACACCAAGCCGACUUUAGCUAAUAAUAAUAAACUUGUAGCCGAUGAUCGAGCAUUCGAGACGAUCACAUUCCGAUACGCAGCAUAUCGACUAAGAUCUCCGUAAUCUUUUCUAACGUUAGUAGUUAAUUUUCACACGUUCAAACGUGCUGUAUUAGGUACAUCUAAGGUGUAAUCUCAGUAAGAUUUAUACGCUUUGGUCGCUUGACUACGUGCAUUCCGACUGGUGCGUUUGGUUUGUAAUGGAACUGACACAAUGACGCCGGUUGUGCGAGAAACUUGUAGGAUAGGAAUCUUAUCGGAAACCGUGACCUGCUCAGUUUACUCAUUUUAAUAUUUGGACCGUUUCAUUAUAUUUUUGUAUUCGUUAUCGGUCGAAUGAUAUCUAAAACGAGAUUCAGUUUAGAGACGAUAGUGAAGUGAGCAGGUCAAACCCUGCUUCGAUAUGCUGUUCAUUAUCAGGGUUAGCGGUAUGAAUGGAGUAUAGCUAGGUUGUCUUGAUAAAAGUUAGCAAGAUCGAAUCGUAGCGUUUUGGAAAGUUUUUAUAUCAAACUGAAUAUGAUAGACCAAUACAUAGUAUUAUUUUAGCGUCUGUACUUAUUAA
Messenger RNA from Ostrinia nubilalis (European corn borer), 2544 nucleotides. RefSeq names its product rab proteins geranylgeranyltransferase component A 1 (gene Rep). The transcript is spliced from 9 exons. Gene Ontology annotation, molecular function: GDP-dissociation inhibitor activity. Gene Ontology annotation, cellular component: Rab-protein geranylgeranyltransferase complex; cytosol; cytoplasm. Gene Ontology annotation, biological process: small GTPase-mediated signal transduction; intracellular protein transport; vesicle-mediated transport. The record is from RefSeq and is a predicted model, not a curated record. Bases 101 to 1696 code for a protein of 531 amino acids. Lineage: Eukaryota; Metazoa; Arthropoda; Insecta; Lepidoptera; Crambidae.